Messenger RNA from Toxoplasma gondii ME49, 8660 nucleotides. RefSeq names its product zinc finger (CCCH type) motif-containing protein. The coding region runs from base 1387 to 4647 and encodes 1086 amino acids. Lineage: Eukaryota; Apicomplexa; Conoidasida; Eucoccidiorida; Sarcocystidae. The transcript is spliced from 4 exons. The record is from RefSeq and is a predicted model, not a curated record. Gene Ontology annotation, molecular function: metal ion binding.
CUUUCACCGAAUCAGAGAAGGAAUUUAUUGUGCAUGGGUACGGUUCGAGUUUUCCGCGUUUUCAGCAGCUCUAAUAGCUGUUCUGUGAGCCCGAGUUGCUAGGUUUUAGCCGCGACCCCCCGACGCUUCACCACUGAGCGACAGCCACCAAACUCCGUUUUCUUGAGGGAGGGGCGGCGCGCGCCGUCAAUCUUCGUAACGGGCGUCUCUUGAGUCUUGCUGUCACACCUCAACUUUUUUUUCAUACACCUGUGGUGGGUUUGUCUAUUCUAGAAGCGUCAUAUCCACGCAGGUUCCCCCGACUAGCAGUGUGGAAGGAAGCACCACCGCGGCGUCUGUACCGUGCCCUAAGUGGCAGAAAGCGGUUUUUGACGUCGAGUGCCGAUUUUUCCUCAGUUUCCGCGAGGUCUGUGUCCAGAGGGGUCUGUUUUGCUGCUUACGCCUUUCCGUCAUUCGCGUGCAUAACCCGUACCAAUUUGCUUUCCGGCGACCUCGCCGUCGCAGCGCUUUAUCGGACGGCAGUGUGCUCCGCCUCACGGCACCGGGAUUUACUGGGCAUCGUUGGGUACGUGUACCCAAGUGACGUCCCUCGUUUUUGUCUCUACCUCGAAAGGGCAUCUGCAAAUUGCAAACGCGUUAGUGAGCGGCACACGCUGAACGAAGUGUAAACACGUAUAGGUAGCUCAAAGGGAACCGUCUCACGAUCCUCUGUCGACAGUGUCUGCCGCUGUGAAAUUGGAGCAAAGGAGUCCGGUUCAGGCACCGAUGUAUUUUAUUUUUGAGACAGUAACACGGAGCGUUGAGGUUCCAGAGCCCGUGUUCGCGAAAGCCGCCCCCCUCUCCAGGACCAAGCGUGGAGGAACACAGGUGCCGAAGCUAAGAAGAUGUUUGUUGUGAGCGGGGUCGCAACAGUCCCGAGCUGCCAUUCCUCGGUUUGUAGUAAUGACCAUAGACUUUGUUUUUCGAGUAGACUGAAGUUCGUUGCAGCUGCAGACGACGUCGCGGGAUAUCAUGCCCUGAUAACCGUAGGAUCUCAGUGGUCCCGGAAGUCAUCGGCUUCGAGGUCGGUGCCACGACAGAGUGGGUUCAUCGUGCACAGCAGCAGAACGCACCUGCAUCGCAAACUAUGCACCUGACGUGAGAAUCUUUGAGAGCGUGCGUCCCUCAACCGACACGUGCAUUUUUAACGGGAGGCUGCCCGAAGUGUCUCCCUGACUGCUCUAGCGUUUCCGUGGGCAAAGACAGGGGACCUCCGCUUUCUUUGUUAUGUCUGCGUGUAGUAGUUCCUCGUAAACCGUACCACGUCGAGGCAUUGCAGAUUUCGUGCGAACGGUAUUGCAUUUCUCAGCAAGUUUCUCCGUUUCCACAUGCUAGCGGUGAACUGCGAUGCCGCCUUCAUCAGUAGCGGGGCGUAGUCGCCUCAUGAGCGGUAAAGGAAUGGAGACAUUGGCAAAUCAGUCAGGGAAUAUUGUUGGACAAACACCUUCGUUCACGCCCAACUUGGUCAAAGACGGAGUUCAUUCUAAUGGAAGGGACGGGGGCAAAGGCACGCGGGGUCCACUCCAUUCGGGGACGAACCGUGGCUCCGUCGACUCUGACGCAGCUCGAUUCCAGUGUGCACAAACACCCCGGAAGCUUCAGUUUUUCAAGACCAAAAUAUGCCCAUGGUAUCACAAAGGCGGCUGUGACAGGGGACUCGCCUGUCAAUUUGCUCACGGUUUGUCGGAGCUGCGCGAGUGCCCAGAUCUCAGGAAAACGUCACUUUGCCCCAAUGUCAAGCGAGGAGGAUCAUGCACGAUACCCGGCUGUCACUACGCUCAUCGGGUUCACGAGUUGCGAGCAACGGGCCAACUGUACAAAACCGCGCUGUGCGUGAGAUGGCAGAUGGGCCGAUGCAAUGCUGGAAGUCUCUGCAGACAUGCGCACGGAAAAAACGAAAUGAGAAAUGGUCGAGGCGUGCCACCUCUGAGUGGACCAGGUGAUGACAGUUUGCCUCCACUCCUCGUUGGUUCACGUUCUCCGUCUUUACCGGCAGGGCGGCGACUGCGAUCUCGAACGAGCGCACCAGUAACGUUUUUUCAGGCGACGCGACGGAGGCAGUCCCAGCCUUUUCCUUUUGACCAACUGGAGACACUCGGCGAACCAGGCGUGUAUGUCCCUUGCGAGCGGCGUCUUACGGCACAGAUCGGGGGUGGACACGAAGCGCACUCGACGUCGUUGCUCCUCUCAAAACUGAUCGCAUCAAAAGCUCAGUCAGUCUGUCCCGUUUUGGACGCACAGCGCGGAGAAGGCCAUUUCAACGAGGUCAACCCUCACAAGGAACUGCAGAUUCAGUUGCGACGAGCGACCAGGGGAGGUGUAACACCUGCAAAGAUGACAGCGAAAGACUCCGACGUUUUAUGUGGCCAGUCUGCAGCCGUUUUCCAGUUGAAUUCGCUGCGAAGGCCGGGGAGAAAUGAGGGUAUGGCCUCCACUUCGAAUGGCCAAGAAGGCCCGUUUGGCGACAUCUUGCGUGAAGCAAAGAGCCUUCCGCUUGAACAAUCUUGUGGCAGCGCUGCUGCUUUAGCCCUCGAAAACCUGACUGUUCCACGUGUAAAUGGGGGAUUCGAGCGUCUUCCUCUGCUUGGCGCGGCGUCUGAAGACACACUCAACCGCCCGCAAAUUAUCGACCAGGCGAUUGUUGCACGGGAUAGAAAGCUCGGAGAGAUAUUCUCGCCGUUGUCUGUGGAUCUAGAUCCCGCGGAACUGCAGACCAGCUGGAACGUACCUCUGCUGCAUGAUGAUUUUGUCGCAUCGCUGCAUGCGUUGUCUUCGCGUGACGCCAGCGGACAUGAGUGCCCGCGCUCGGCUGGAAUUUGUCGGCGUGACAGUGUCUCAGUUGGCACCGGUGGAAACAGAGAGGGGUCGAGGCUGCCGCCAUCAACCAUGGUGUCGCUGCAUGCGCGCGAGCUGGGUUCUGGCAGAGCUUCUGUGCGACCGUUGGAAGGCACGGUACCGCGUUCUUUCAGAAAGACCAGUGGUCCCACCCCGACUCUGCCCGGCUCGCGUGAAAUCGAUGGCGAAUACUCUUUCAUAGACAAACUGCAGUGUUGGGAAUCGCGGAAUCGGAUGGUAGCCCAGGACAAUCCGUUCGCUUGCCACACCGCUUCCCUGGAGACGGGCAGCGGCCGUCCAAGCUGCAAUACUCCACUGGCGUCUGGCCAACCUGGGACCAAAGACACUGGCAGCGUAACUGGCUCCUCUGAACACACCGCAGACGUUAGUACGUCUGGUUAUCCCCCGGAUUUGCUAGCGAUGCACCGAGGGUGCAGGCGCGCGUCGUCAGGGGCCUCAACAAUCGACACGACCCCGCGCAGCAUUGACGCAUUGAGUGGCCUGUUGUGUUCUCUCAGUCUCAGCCCGUACUCUCCGACGAUCAACAGUGGACCUGGAUGCCAGACCCUUGUGGGACGGAGGGAUACAUUCGACGCAUCUGGCGAGAGUGUUGUCUCAGGAGCGCUCAACAAGCUUCGCACAGCGUCCUCGGAGGAUAGUCACGAGCCGACACGGGAGCGUCCGGUUGAUAUGCUGGCGGUCCACGGAUCGAUUCAGGGCAGUCGUCCCAGCGUGGAAACAUGUUCGGAUAGCCACAGCAUCAGGCAACUCCACGACAUCGAUGCGGCCCUUGGGUACGGCCUCAUCACACCGAUCGCCUUGACUUUGUCUGGCGUGCGUGGAUCUCAAUUCCAUGUUUGGGGAGUGCAAGGCGGCAGACAGUCCGAACUCCGUGGGAAUGGACGGCGGGAGAAAACGGGCUUUGUGGAAAAUCCAGAUAGUCACAGUCUACAGAGCGUGAACGUCCCGAAUAUUUCUCCGGGGCUGGAGAGUGUCUGUGGCUGGAUAGACAAGGACAACAGCUGCGGUUUUGGGGUUGGGAAAAGCCAACAGGAAAACUUGGAAGAAACUGGGAGAGACAGCGACUUCGAGAAAGGCUGCAGCGACCGUAAAGCUCUUGACAUCUCAGACGUAUCGUGGGAAGGUGACCCAGAUGUCCAAUAUCUUCGCCACGAAGCGUUGCCAGAAAGUGCUUCAUUGUGCAAGGAAGGACAAGCUUUGAGCAUCGGUGUGACCCGUGCGUCAGUUGUACAAUGUGUCACUGGCGCGCCAAAGAGCAGUGUAGGUUCUGAGCGACAGGCUGUUGGAGAACUUAACGCUCAGGAGGAAUCGACUGUCUGUUGGAAGGUGGACGAGAAGAACCGCAUGCGUGAAGAAAACGUUUGCGGAGGGGUACCGGCGGUGAGGAGCGGGUGCAUUUAUACCCCCUAUGAUAUGGGAUCAUGUCCAUCGGGCAGGCAGAGGCGAGCAAAAGAUGAGAUUGUCAGCGGGGCAAAUUUGGGAUUUCUCGCGCAAGAACGAGUUGUAGACGAACAUCACGAUACUUCGGAGCUUCUAUCGGAGAUAGAGGCCUUCCGGCGAACAUGCUGCGAUAGCGGUGCCAGUGUUAGCACUUGCUGCAGUCGCAGAGAGCCUGCAGACACCCCGGUUGGGAACGCUGUUAAAGGAGAGCAAAGUGACAACAGCGGAUGUCGAGUACCAGCUGACAGUGGCCACUGCUCUGUGUUGUUCAGUGGUCCGGAUCUGUUCCGGGCAUCUUGGGAUUUACCGUGAGGAGUCAACGGAUGAACGGACAGCUGCCGAGACGUUUAGAUUGGCGACUGCACGCCUCAUAGUUAUUGAGGAGAACGCAUGAUUAAGUCACAGAGUCUGUGCUUGUAACACAGAGUAUGAUUGACAGUGGUGCCCCAGUUUUUACGUAUAUGGUAGAAGAUUGGCUUCUGUAGUUUUACAGAUGCAGUACGUCUUGUAGGGGCACUGGGAUUUCAUGUUUCCGCUGGUGAUACGGGGAUAAUUCUGUGAGGUGGCGUUAACGAAACGGUGGCCGAAAAAGUUUUCUUAACGGGCGUGUACCAUUCUUCUUGUGAGUGGUGAGGAGGGUGUAUUGUUUAGCCUUAGACUCGUUUAUCGAUUGGAUACAUUAGAGUUGAUUUUGGGACCAAAAUUUGACAGCGAUUGUGCUAGCUCAUAGAUACUAACCUAGUUUUUAAAAAUUGGGCCCACCAAGUGGUCGUGUAGAGUGAUCGGUGCAUCAGGCAACCAUCCGUAGCGCCGGGCUGCCGGACUUGGAAUUUUCACUUUUUUUCAAAGAGGCCUGGGGGGCAGUUGGCUUCUGCAGUUUCCAUCGGUGUAGAAAACUGUAAUAUGUAGGUUAGUUGGCGAAAAUGUUUUUUCCGUGUGUGCGAUAUCAUGGUCUAACGAGAGGCGUGUGUGAAAGCCAGAACUGGGAUUCCACUUUGAGGAGGAUACGAGCAAGGUUCUGUUGUUUUGAUACCUUCCACUGUGAGGUAGAUACGAGCAAGGCUCUGUUGUUUUGAUACUAGAAUGGAAUUGUCGGUAGGGCUUGGUUCAGUUUGUGGUGCUUAGGGUCUAGGAUGAGUUUGUGAGGAGUUGAGCCGUGGAUCAGUUUUUUUAUGUCGCGCUUUUCCGUAGAUGGCCAAACCCGUAUGUCCAGGCGUUUUUGAGCAGGACAAGGAGGUAUGAUAUUGUUAUGGGAUUUAUCGGGGCACUUUGUUCUGAGGACAAACCUGAUUUUUUUCAGGGCUCUCCAGAUAUCACUUGCAUGCGUCAUAUGCAUGUGCAAGCUCAUCGAUGAUUUGGGGAACUUCAUGCUCUAUGUAGCAGUUCGCGCUGCUGCCGCCAGCUUUUCAGACGCUUUAUCGUUUCGUGGGAAAAGUCGUCUUUUUUUGUCUCGUGCAUCGUGGGUUUAGUGGUGCUUGAACAAAUAAUUUGCUUUCGUCUAGCUCGCGAACAGGUUGCUCUCUGAGGAUGUGUAAACACUGAUGAUAUUCGGUUGUCGUUGUUCCGUGCGUAUUGCUCCAACGGUGCGCAAUGGAAGCACGGUGCUGUAGUCAAGAGAUUAGAGAAUACGAUUGUAUGUUGUUUGAGUCGAUGAAUAACGAAGCCGAUAUUUGUCGGCAUGCUGCGUGUGGGCACGUCCUGCUGUUAUUCUUGGCAGCGAGACAGAGGCGCUGGACUCCUACGUUCAGGACAUGUCUUUAUAUUUCGAGCAGGUUGUAAUAAAUCGGAAAGCGUGAGUACACCAGUUGCUAGUGGGCGAAUAAGUCGCCGCGUUGGAGUUCCUUGCUGCUGUGCGCUGUUAACUUGCCCCGUUCCUUGGGUAAUGGAAAAUGUAACAUUUUGCGAAUUUAAUGCUCCCGGGAUGUUGCCGUGAAACUAUGCAACUAGCAUGUCUCCAACAUGAGCUUCAACUGGCCUUCGCUGUUUUGCGGUGACGAAUGGAAGUUGCUGACAGUUGCCGCUCGAACCUGGAAACGAGGAGUGUAAUCUCAGGUAGUUUUUCAGCCGAUGAUGGAUUCGAACGAUUCUCCGUGUUGUUCCGAAUACUUGGAUGUUGCUAGGGUAUAUUUUGUCACGGCCUUUAGCGUAUGUCCCAUCGGGGCUAACGACUCGACGCCGAACGAUUGUAGUGUGCCUUGUGACAUCAGGUUACUUGCGCACAUGUGUGUUGGUAGUGUGCGUUUGUCAGCAUCAUAGUUCUUUAGCUGUAGCGAUCUGCUUUUUGCGACUGUUUUAGAUGCCGAUCUCUCGAUCACAAGAUAGAGAUGGCCAGAGGAGUAUGGGAAGUUUUGCCAUUGAUAUCCGUAGUGUCGUUCAAGGAGUGGAGAAACCUCUGUAUGUAUCUGUCGCGAAGAGAUACCAGUAUCCAAGCUUUCACAUCAUCAUGAUCAACCUCAUAUCGAGAAGUGAUGUUCAUCUGUUAGCAACAGAACACGGUGUUAGGCGUACAAAAAGGGAGCACAGAUAGAGUUUGUGACGCAUUUUAGAGACGUCCGACGUUAAAAGCUGGCGACAUCGAAUUGAGAAUUACUCGUUCUUAGUGUAAUUACAUAGAAAACGAAUGUCUGCAGGCGCCGUCCUUGCGUAGUAUUUGAUACGUUUCCAGAGGGGCUCUCUCUGGAUUGAAAUACUUCGCGCAAACUCUCUUAUCAACAGGAGAAGGACUUACCAGACUGGUUGUCUCUCUGUGCGACACAAUUCUUCCUCGGCAGGAAGAUUUUGUGGGAUGCGCAUGUGAGGGGCGCUGUUUUAAUAGGGGCAGUAGAUGUCGAACUGACUGCAAGCGAUUGCCGACGCCAAGCUGUCGUCGUCCACCGUAUCCACUGCUCAGUGGCUGAAGGGGGCGGCGGCUGGAUAACAGGGGCGGCGGUGUUUGGCGUUUUUUUCCCCACUUAAUGUUGCAUUGCCCUCCGAUGUUAGACGGACUUGUAAUGCUUUCGACAGUCGAUUGAGUUUGUUUGUGUGAUGGCCCCGCUUCUCGUUUGGGUGUCGUCGUUUGAACCCGCUUGACUCUGCUCCGCCGAGAAGGGCUUGCGAGCUGCUGGGUUCGUUUAUUAUCGGGAAGCUGAGAGACAAUAGCGGGUAUGUCUGCGAAGAGUGAUGUAUUCGGUGGUGUAGAAUGAAUCACUGCCUCAUGGGUCUCUUCAGCGUCCCCAGGCACGGCGUGUGGAUCCAAUGCAUGCCCAGUUCGAUGAUCCUGCGAAAGCCCAAUGGUAUCUGCUUCCGUAACGCCCGUUCCGAACAUAUCAGUCGUAUGUAUACAUGAGGAACCAUCGAAAUUAUUCCAUCCAUUGCUGUCACCCGUAAGAGGUUCAGCUUCGUCACUUUGUUUGUCUGCGUUUAUCCAGCAGCUGUUGAUGGGGAUGGGCUUGUCUGUGAGCCACUUGCGGGGGGUUCGGUCACGGACUGCGUGUGGACCGGUGUCGUUGCUCUGUUCAUGUGGCGAGUAGCAAUCAGUGCUGAUGGUGUCGCGGUAACCUAAACCAGGCUGAACGACGUAAACUGUGUGAGGGUCUCAACGUGUGGUGGUGACCUUCGCCUAUCUGCAGCGACAUCCAGUUAGUGGACAGCAGCUCACCCGACGCCACUGCUGACCUACAUGUUGCCGGUAACGGCUCCGGAGUAGGGUCGGCAGAAUCUUAAGCAUUCCUCAUGACGGUGUCGCUCGAAGAGCUACAGAGACUAACUUACGUUUCGAGGAAAUUUGGCUUCGGGUCCACCGAAGGAGGGCGACUGGUCCAUCAACUGAAUGAGCUUCGCGAUUGAUUUGUUGCCAGGGCUGACGAUGGUCUGUGACAGACGCUUUCUUCACCAUUGGUUGUGCCGCUGAGAAGCUACUCUUUACCGGAUCCUGCGGGAUAUGCGGAUGUCGCGAACUCGUCGAAUCAUCGGUGCUCUCGGUAGGAGACGUCUCCAGCAUAUCAACCAGACCCUCCCAUAAUGUCGUAUCCCAUUCACUGUUACUAUCUACCUGGUUGCCACAUGCAGUCAUACAUGAUAGUGCGAGUCGUGCCAGUGGCCUUACUGGACUUCCCCGUUCCCGAUGAUGAUGAGCGAGCUGUUUUACUGCUUCGUUCCCCAUUACUGAGUGUGUGCGCUGUCUCAUGAAUGGGCUUCCGAUUACACAAAAAUCAAACAACUAGAAUAAUUCCCUAUGCUGUUGAUAGCUAACUCUACCGAAAUCAGUGUAGGUACAGCUCAUUGUCCGGUCGCAUUACCGCACAUAACGCCCAGGCAGUGAAAGCGUCAAAGGGCAGAGCAAUUUG